Molecule: messenger RNA, 1962 nt
Organism: Vespa mandarinia (Asian giant hornet)
Lineage: Eukaryota; Metazoa; Arthropoda; Insecta; Hymenoptera; Vespidae
Product: venom carboxylesterase-6-like
Source: RefSeq, a predicted model, not a curated record
ACUGUGUCUCGUCUAUCAAUAAAGGAUUCUUAUGUGUUCAUUAUUCAUUUCUAUUAAAACACCUGAAAACAUUGGAAGAGUAAACAUACUUAAAUAGAAACAAUUAGAUAACAAUAGUAGUAUCAUUAUUUAUUCUUUGACUUUUUCUUCGUAAAGCUGAUUUUAAUAAUUGUUCGUCAUAAAGGACAAUAGCAGUAUAAAAUUAAUGUGCCAAAAGAUCUAUAAAGGCAAUAAAAUGAUUUCAUCAAAGCUGUCGAUUAUUUUGACAUUUUUGGGAUUAACAAGUAUGGUUCAUACGGAAGGAAUUGCACCCAAAGUUAAAACACCUUUAGGAGGUAUUCAAGGGUAUUAUAAAAUAUCUGCAGAUGGUAGAUCCUAUGAAGCUUAUGAAGGAAUUCCUUAUGCUAUACCUCCUGUUGGAAAGUUAAGAUUUAAGCCUCCACAAAAGAUCCCAGCAUGGCCUGGUGAACUUUUAGCAACUAAAUUUGGCUCUCCGUGUUUACAAUAUAUUCAAAUAAUUACUGAAUCUGAAGAUAGAAUUCAAGGCUCAGAAGAUUGUCUUUAUUUAAAUGUUUAUGUCCCUACACGUGAACAUAAUUCUCAAUUACCAUUAUUACCAGUAAUUUUCUGGAUUCAUGGUGGGGCCUUUCAAUUUGGUAGCGGAAUGUAUAUGGGUUCUAAAUUUUUAAUGGAUCGAGAUGUUAUAUUUGUCACAAUAAAUUAUCGUUUAGGCCUGUUAGGUUUUCUAAGCACAGAAGAUGAUGUUUUACCAGGUAAUAUGGGACUUAAGGAUCAAAAUAUGGCAUUGAAAUGGGUUUUUGAAAACAUUGAAUGGUUUGGAGGUGAUUCUAAUAAAAUAACACUAAUAGGUCUAAGUGCUGGUGGUGCCAGUGUACAUUAUCAUUAUUUAUCUCGUUUAAGCUCUGGUCUUUUUCAAGGAGGUAUAUCUAUUAGUGGUACGGCAUUUGAUUGUUGGACACAAACUGAAAAUUCCUUAGAAAAAGCCAAGAAAUUAGGUGCUAUAAUGGGUUGUCCUACUAAUAAUACUCGAGAUAUGGUACAUUGUUUAAGAUAUCGACCAGGUAAAACUCUGGUCCAUGCAACCAGAGAAUUCCAACCAUGGCUUUACAAUCCCUUUACACCAUUUGGACCUGUUGUUGAGAAACAUGGAGAUUCUCCUUUUAUUGAUCAAUCACCAAUAGAUAUUAUUCAAAGCGGUAAUGUUCAAGAUAUUCCAUGGAUUACAAGUAUUACCAGUGAAGAAGGACUUUAUCCUGUAGCUGAAUUUAUUAGUGAUGAUAGACAUCUUAAGGAACUUGAUGAGAAUUGGAAUAGAAUUGCACCUCAUUUCCUUGAUUUUAAUUAUACCAUACCAAAAGAGAAACAUGUUGAAACAGCUACACUUAUUAGAAACCAUUACUUUGAUUCUAAACAUAUUAAUAAAACGACUAUUAAAUCUUUAAUACAAAUGGCUGGAGAUCGAUUUUUCGUAUUCGAUAGCAUAAAAGCUGCAAGGAUCCAGGCAAAAGUAAAUAAACAACCUGUUUGGUACUAUUAUUUCACAUACAGAGGAGCACAUAGUUUAAGCGAAGCUAUGAGUGGAAGCAAAGAAAAUUUUGGAGUUAGUCAUGCUGAUGAUGCAUUCCUUGUUUUGGACACUCCUUACUUUAAUCCAGUGACGACAAGAGAUGAUAUUGAUAUGCAACAAGAAUUAAUUAAUCUUUGGGUUUCUUUUGCCAUAAAUAAUAUUCCUCAAAUUGGUAUCACUGAAUGGACUGCAGUGGAUCCAUCACAAAAAGAAUUUCGUUUUCUUCACAUUGCAGGACCAGGAAAAUAUUAUAUGAGUAAUGAUGCUAAUUUAAAAAAUCAGGACUUCUGGAAUAAUAUCAAUUUUAAUGAAAAUAUGCCAAAACGUAAAAAACACUUAAAAGAAGAUCUUUAAAUCAUUUUCUAAUUUUUUUU